UUUACCAGAAUAAUCAUUAUGAAAACGGCGUACAAAUUGACACCAAUGAACCCUGUUUGAAUUGUACAUGUGUGCAUAGUAUGCUUAUGUGCUAUCUUCGAAUAUGCCCUUUUGUCAGACCUAUAGGAGAAGAAUGCAUAACAGAAAAAGAAGAAGGAGACUGCUGUCCAAAAAUUUGGUGUCCUGAAGUUAUUAAAGACUCAACAGAAACUCAAGUAAAGGACAAAAAACCAGGAUGCUAUCUAGAUGGUAAAUAUUUUCCUGAUGGAACUCAAUUACCCCACAACCCUAAGAAUCCUUGUGAAGUGUGUUAUUGCAUUAGAAACAGCACCGCUUGUAUUAUGCAAGAAUGUGAGCUAAAAGUUGAAGGAUGUUCACCCAUCUAUAAAGAUGAUCAGUGUUGUCCCUGCCGAUACAAUUGUAGUAAGUGUUACUCUCCUUUUUUCUGAAAAGCGGUGUUAGGUUUUUUAAUAUUAAUAUCCCUUUCCUUUUAGCAUACGAGGAUACAGUAACAACCCCUGGUGUACCUAUGCAAGAAUUACACGGUAUGUUG
Messenger RNA from Parasteatoda tepidariorum (common house spider), 553 nucleotides. The record is from RefSeq and is a predicted model, not a curated record. Lineage: Eukaryota; Metazoa; Arthropoda; Arachnida; Araneae; Theridiidae.